Molecule: messenger RNA, 702 nt
Organism: Raphanus sativus (radish)
Lineage: Eukaryota; Viridiplantae; Streptophyta; Magnoliopsida; Brassicales; Brassicaceae
Exons: 3
Coding region: 176-457 (93 amino acids)
Source: RefSeq, a predicted model, not a curated record
ACGUCUUGUUUCCUGGUUUCUAAGUACCAAACAACACGCAGUUUCUGUCUUCUCUUCCACCACUAGCCUGUCUCCUCGUUCUAUUAAAAAUCUCUCUGACCAUCCCAAAGCAGAGCUUCAGCGAUCUUCUCCAUCCUCUGGUUUCAUAUCUAAUCUGAUUUGGGGAACGAACGAGAUGGGUUUCAUAAUGGAGUUUGCGGAGAAUCUGGUGCUGAGGUUGAUGGAGGAUCCGGAGGUGAGAGACAGGAAGGCGAGGGAGCACAUAUAUGAGAUGCACGAGAGGUGUAAGAAGAUUAAGGAGAUGUGGGCUUUGCCUAUUCGUCCUUACGGUUUCUGGACGUUCGAGCGUCACAACGCUCAGCUUCGUUGGGAUCCUCAGAUCAGUCAGGUUGCUGGUCGUAGGGACCCUUAUGAUGAUCUCCUCCAGGACCAUCCUUCUUCUUCAUCUUCAGACUGAUCGAACAGUGAACGAAGACGUCUUAUGAUACUGUCUGGAAGGAUGCGUAUGUCUCCCUUUGUUUCUUUUUUUUUUGUUCUUCAGGUGCCUGGAAGCUUGGUACAAACUCAAAUAAUAACACUCUUGAAGACUUGUUUUCAAAUGAGAGAGUACUCAUUGAUUCUCUACUUGCAUCUUUGUUAUGAAUAUACUUUCUGAAAUGUGAUAAUUUUUUUCUAAUGUUCUUAAAAGUUUGUUGCUUAAUA